AUGAGCAAAAAAAUUAAAAUUUCUUAACCUCUACCAAAAGUGAAUUGGAAGGAUAGUGAUAUGGAGGAGGAACUUACUAUCAAAAUACCUAAUGCCAACCUUAUUAGCAAAAUCAUUGACCCAAGAUCGAGUCCCUAGGAAUACUUUGUUCCAAUAAGAUUUCCAGCUCAAUAACACAUGAAAGAUGCUGAUGGCUUUUUCAUACCCUUGCCUAAAGAAGAUCCAAAAAAAAAAUUACAGCAAUAGCAUCAAUUCUAAAAUGAAAGAUACUAAAUUCAAUUACAAGACUUGAUAUCCAUUGAUGAUUUAGGUCAAGGCUCAAGCGGAAGAGUGAUCAAAGCAUUACAUAGACCAACCAAUUUACUUGUUGCCCUUAAAACAAUACAAGUAGUGAAUGACGAGAAGUUCACUAAAUAAAUCAAUUUGGAACUGGAAACUUUGGUCAGCUGCGAUCAUUCAAACAUUAUCAGAUGUUAUGGAGCUUUUCUAGAAGGAGCUUAAGUAGCCAUUGCCUUAGAAUUCAUGAAUCUAGGCACUUUGCAAGAUGUGAUUAAGAAGUCAGGAAAAAUCCCUGAAGGCAUGUUAGGAUUAAUUGCCUAUUAACUUCUUAAGGGUUUGGACUACUUGCAUCGAACAAAGAAAAUCAUCCAUAGAGACAUCAAGCCUUCCAACUUAUUGAUAAAUAGUGCAGGCGAAGUCAAGAUUUCCGACUUUGGCGUGAGUGGUUAAUUACUAAACACCUAAGAUCAGCGAAGUACUUGGGUUGGCACGGUGACUUAUAUGUCACCAGAAAGGUUUCUUUGUGAACCCUACUCUUCUAAUACUGAUGUCUGGUCUUUAGGACUUUCUUUACUUGAAUGUGCUUGGGGAGUCUUUCCUUAUCCUCAUCCUGGAACCAACGAAACAACUCCUUCCCUUGGGUUUUGGGAAAUCAAAGAAUACAUUGUUUCUAGACCUGCUCCACCAUCGCCUCCUGAAUUUUCAUAAAUGGGGGCUGAUUUCAUCGCCAUGUGUUUACAGAAGGAUCCAAGGAAGAGGAGGAGUGCUGCAGAAUUGCUGGAACACCCUUUUAUAAAACAAUAUGAAGAUGUGAGUCUGCAAUAUUUAGAAGGUUGGCUUAACAUUAAUUAAUGA
Molecule: messenger RNA, 1134 nt
Organism: Paramecium tetraurelia
Lineage: Eukaryota; Ciliophora; Oligohymenophorea; Peniculida; Parameciidae
Exons: 4
Biological process (GO): MAPK cascade; protein phosphorylation
Molecular function (GO): MAP kinase kinase activity; ATP binding
Source: RefSeq, a predicted model, not a curated record